CCGCCGCGGCUGGGAAAAGAGCAGACACAUCCGCUUCACCCUGCCGGACGAUGACUGCUGCAACGGGCUGGAAAAUGUCAGUAAUGUGUGAGAAACACACUGUAAGCACAUCCCAACACAGAGAAAGGUCUCUAUUGCAGGACGAGUUGGACAAGCAAGGUGCAGGGACAGCAGCAGCAGUGUGUCAGUUUCAACCAGCAGUCAUGAAUGAGUCCUUUGAGCAAGCAGUGGAGGAUGUGAAGUCACUGAAACAAAGACCCGGCUAUGGAGUGCUGGGGGAUGUGUAUGGUUUAUAUAAGCAAGCCACAGUUGGCGAUGUUAACAUAGCGCGUCCAGGGAUGUUUGACCUUGCAGGACGAGGAAAAUGGGAUGCAUGGGAACGUAGGAAAGGUAUGUCCAAGGAGGAAGCAAAGGCCGCCUAUGUAAAGUUGGUGGAGGAGCUGAAGAAGGAAUAUGGGUUCUAGAGUCUGUCUCUCGCAAAUCAUUUUGUAACGUAGCUUUUUCAAAAUCACACGUCUUGUUCUUAAAAGUAACUCAAAAUUAAAGUCCAAUUUUACAUGCUGCUACAA
Molecule: messenger RNA, 569 nt
Organism: Etheostoma spectabile (orangethroat darter)
Lineage: Eukaryota; Metazoa; Chordata; Actinopteri; Perciformes; Percidae
Product: acyl-CoA-binding protein
Exons: 5
Coding region: 51-464 (137 amino acids)
Biological process (GO): fatty acid metabolic process
Molecular function (GO): fatty-acyl-CoA binding
Source: RefSeq, a predicted model, not a curated record